Messenger RNA from Austrofundulus limnaeus, 2940 nucleotides. RefSeq names its product aminoadipate-semialdehyde dehydrogenase (gene aasdh). Gene Ontology annotation, molecular function: protein binding. The record is from RefSeq and is a predicted model, not a curated record. Gene Ontology annotation, biological process: amino acid activation for nonribosomal peptide biosynthetic process. Lineage: Eukaryota; Metazoa; Chordata; Actinopteri; Cyprinodontiformes; Rivulidae.
GACGUAAUUUUCAACCGUUACGUCAUCAGUGUGCGACAAUCAGGAAUCCCCAGCAAAAACAAAGCAAYAUUAUGAGAUGAUUCGAGUUAAAGAAAGAUAGAAAUGAAUUCGUGUGUUUCCGGACAGUACGGGCACUGAAGGAGAACCAGCUGGUGGUGGUCAGUGAACGCCUCAUGGCUGCCCGGACGCUUCAGGAGCUGGUGGCCGCCGCCGCCUCCCUGCACCCGGACAGAACGGCGGUGAUGUUUGACAGCGGCUCGGGCCUGCAGGGCUCCAAGGACCCGGUGUGUCUGUCGUACAGAGAWCUGACUCGGCUCGCAGAGAAGCUCUCUGGUGUUUUACUGAAGAACGGUUCCCCCAGAAGAGGGCUCAUCGGUCUGUAUUGCACUGAGGACCUGUUCGUACCAGUGUGGAUUCUGGGGAUCCUGCAGAGUUCUUCAGGAUAUGUCCCCCUGGACCCUGAAGCUCCUGGACCUCUGACAGGCCGAGUCAUGAGUCAGUGUGGCCUCCGGCUGUGCGCAGUGAAAAGUGACCUCGUGCAGCGUUUCCAGGCGUCUCUCAGCAGAUCUGUGUCUGUGGAGGUCUGCACUCAGCUGCCUGAGUUUAGACUCACCUUGAUGCGGAUCGAGCCUCUGGCAGUCUCUGAGGGGGGACCUGGACCUGAGCCAGCAGGUGGUCCACCUGGUCAGAGAGACUGGGCAUAUGUGCUCCACACAUCUGGAACAACUGGUCCUCCGAAGACUGUGAGGGUCCCACAUGAGUGUAUUCUCCCCAACAUCCUGCACCUGAGAUCUUUGUUUCAGAUCAGCUCUGAUGAUGUGCUGUUUCUGGCUUCACCCUUGACCUUCGACCCGUCGGUGGUGGACAUCUUUCUGGCCCUGUCCUCUGGGGCUCAGCUGCUGAUCGUCCCCGCCUUGAUGAAGAGACGCCCCGGUGGUCUGGCCCAGCUGCUGUUCAGAGACCACCGAGUCACGGUCCUUCAGGUCACACCCACUCUGCUGCUGAGUUUCAGUCAUCGUGUCCUGACGCAGGACGUGCUGUCCUCCAGCUCCUCCCUGCGGGUCUUGGCUCUGGGUGGAGAAGUCUGUCCUCCGCCUGCCCUGCUGAGCAGCUGGAGACACGAGGAGAACAAAACCUGCAUCUACAACAUCUAYGGCAUCACCGAGGUGUCCUGCUGGGCCAGUGCCUUCAGGAUCCCAGAGACCCUGCUGCGCCGCGGCCCCCUCGCGCCGUCCUCCGUGCCUCUGGGACAGCCUCUGAUGGACACCGUGUUGGAAGUGAGRGACGAGCAGGGCGGCGUGGUCACACAGGGGGAAGGACAGCUGUUCAUAGGCAAAGUGGACAUGGAGGGACUGAUUAGAAUAUACAGAAGACAGAGAGACAGUCAAAUGUCUUUACAGGGAGACAGAAACCUGAAAUGUGUCCUCCAGGACCUGUGGCAGGACACAUUAUGUCUCCCCRAAGACUCAACCAUCAACCAGCAUUCUAACUUCCUGUCCAGUGGCGGGGACUCUCUGAAGGCGGUGCGUCUCUGCGAGGACAUCCUCACUGCUGUAGGGGCRUCCUCUCCAAGUCUCCUGGGACUUCUGCUUGAGGGGACCUUCUCAGACGUGCUGAACCAUCUGGGACAGCUGCUGUCUCUGCAGGACCGUCCCUCAUCAGCAGCAGAGACAAAGAAGCGUCCUGCCGACCCUCCUCCUGCGACUCAGGGAAAGAAGGAGCGCAGGUCAGCUGAGAGGACGCAGGAGGACGAGGACGAGAGGCAUGUGGUUAAAGUAGUGAGACGAGGAGGACAGGUGAUGGACAUCAGGACCACAGACGGGUCUAAAUGUCUCCAGGGAGACAAACAUAGAAGACUAAACAUCAGCAGUGAUGUAAGGCUCAGUCUCAGCUGGUCUUCAGACACCGGCAGGUGUGUGGACGCCUCCCCGGUCCUUUUGAUCCGAGACGAAGCCGAAGCAUCGGUGUUCAUCGGCUCCCACUCCCACAGGAUGCAGGCCGUGGACCUGCUCACCGGAACCCUCCUGUGGGAGCAGGUCCUCAGGGACAGGAUCGAGUCCUCGGCCGCUGUGUCUCGCUGUGGAACCCUGGUGGUUGUAGGUUGUUACGACGGUGGUGUGUAUUUCUUAUGUGCCAAAACCGGAGAGAUCCAGUGGUUGUUUCAGACGGGGGACGCAGUGAAGAGCUGCCCUGCUGUGGACCCUCAGAUUGGACUGGUGUCGGUGGGCUCCCAUGACGGACACGUGUACGCCCUCAACCCUCAGAGCCAGCAGUGUGUUUGGAAACAUCACUGUGGCGGAGCUGUGUUUUCUUCUCCACACCUCCAAGCCUCACGGCGGCGGCUCUAUGUGGCGUCUCUCGGAGGACACCUGCUGUGUCUCCACCAGGACAGUGGAGACGUCCUGUGGUCCUACAGCAGAGGAACGCCGUUCUUCUCCUCACCAAACUCCUCCCACGGACACGUCGUGGUCGGCUCAGUGGAUGGACACGUCUGCUGCUUCAGUGACUCGGGUCAACUGCUGUGGCAGUUUCUAACGGAGGGGCCGGUCUUCUCCUCUCCAAGCGUCGACGCAGAGCGGCAGAGGUUCCUGUGUGGAUCACACGACGGGCGGCUCUACUGCCUGAACUCUGCUGACGGCUCUUUACUUUGGACUCUGCAGACCACGGGGAAGGUGUUCUCCACUCCAUGUGUCUUCGAUGGCUCAGCUGUAGGCAGGAGGGGGUCUCUGGUGGGCGUGGCCUCCACUGACGGGACAGUCUGGAUCCUGGACGCAGAAGAUGGACGGACUCUGACCUCACAUACUUUACCUGGAGAGGUGUUUUCAUCCCCAGUGGUCUGGAAACAGUUCCUUGUAAUUGGGUGCCGUGAUGAUUAUUUAUAUUGUCUAAACUUGGCUGUUAAAGAGUAAAUUUAGACAAAUUAAAUGUGCUUUUACAUGA